AUGUUUAUAUUUGCAUACGUUCGACCACAUCCUAGUCUCUAUUUCUUUCCCUCAUUCUUUGCUAUUCAGCACUUCUUCUUCUUCUUCUUCUUUUUCUUCUUCUUCUUCUUCUUCUUUUUCUUCUUCUUCUUCUUUUUGUGUUGUUUCUAUCUAUCUAUCUAUCUAUCUCAGUCUGAUCGUAUCUAUCUAUCUAUUGGGCCUACGGGCUCAGAGAUACCCACAUUAAAAAGGCCUUGUGCCACAUUCGAUCCCCGUGGGUGGAUUGAUAAAUACCAUCUAUCUAUCUAUCUAUCUAUCUAUCUAUCUAUCUAUAAGUCUUUUCAUAUCUAUCUAUCUCAGUCUGUUCAUAUCUAUCUAUCUAUCUAUCUAUCUAUCUAUCUAUCUAUCUAUCUAUCUCAAUCUGUCCAUAUCUAUCUAUCUAUCUAUCUAUCUAUCUAUCUCAGUCUGAUCGUAUCUAUCUAUCUCAGUCUGAUUGUAUCUAUCUAUCUAUCUAUCUCAGAUUGA
Molecule: messenger RNA, 504 nt
Organism: Acanthosepion pharaonis
Lineage: Eukaryota; Metazoa; Mollusca; Cephalopoda; Sepiida; Sepiidae
Source: the annotation of a GenBank genome assembly